GUUUGUAACACUUACACACUUCAGUGAAAUCACUCUGCGUGGUCAAGAGAUUCCUGCCAAAUACCCGAAUGACGAGCGCUGUGAAUGGUUGCUUAUCAAUUUUCAAUAUAGAAUUCCGCAAUGGACAAAUUCCCAUUAUCCUGUGACACGUUUGUAGCACUGCUGCCAGCUACAGCCAGUGGCUAUGUGAUCUUCGGCAAGAACUCUGACAGGCCGGACAAUGAGGUUCAGGAAGUGAUCUACCGGCCCGCUGCAAGUUUUCAACCAGGGGAGAAACUGCAGUGCACCUACAUAGAGGUGGAUCAAGCGCUGAGCACCAAUGCGGUGAUCCUCAGCAAACCAGCCUGGAUGUGGGGCGCAGAAAUGGGGGCCAACGAGAAAGGCGUUGUCAUAGGUAACGAGGCAGUGUGGACAAAGCUGAAUGGCGCCGAGGAUUACACUGAGUGCCUUCUGGGAAUGGAUCUCUUAAGGCUAGGCUUGGAACGCGGGUCAAGUGCCCGUGAAAGCCUGGAGGUGAUCACAGCACUGCUGGAGACCCAUGGUCAGGGUGGAGCCUGCGCGGAGGGUGGAGACAUGUACUACCACAACAGUUUCAUCAUUGCUGACUGCACAGAGGCCUGGGUGCUGGAGACGGCCGGGAAAUUGUGGGUUGCAGAAAGGGUCACAGAAGGGGUGAGGAACAUAUCAAACCAGUUGACAAUCACUACAAAAUAUGACCUGUCUUCCCCAAAUCUGGUCGAAAAGGCAACUGACCUCAAACUGUACAAACCUGAAGAUGGCGAGUUUAACUUUGCAAAAGUUUUUGACCAGGAUUCCAUGUCCAGUGUUAUUUCACGAUUCUGUAACGGCCGAAAAUUGAUGAAGAAAUAUGCAGAGAAUGGUACCUUCUCAGUGACCGACAUGAUGAACAUACUCCGGGACACGGACAGCGGCAUCAACAGGCAAUCUGGCACCUGCGGUAGUCAGGUCUCCAUGUUACCUAGAAACAGCACCUCUGCCUCCAUAGCAACGGGCAUGCCUUGCUGCCAUUGGUUCACAGGCACUCCCGACCCAGCAGUCAGCAUGUUUAAGCCGUUCAUAUUCACGCCUAACGUUUCGAUUGGUCUCUUGACGACGUCGCCCGAUCACGGUGCGGACGAUCCUGCCAGAAAACAGCCGAGGUUUGGAGGCAAGGUCGAGCGAAGGCAUCCCCUUUAUAUUGCACACGAGAAAUUGCUGACAUUGCAAGUUCAGAAUGAGGCCAAGGCUUCAGCGAUUGUUAAGAAUGUUCGAGAUUUGGAGUUGAAUUGUGUCGCCGAUAUGGAUGAGGUGCUGAAAUGCUUUGAUGAAUCGUCAUAUUCUAAGGUGAAUGAAUUGUUCGAACAUAUGUCUAAUAUGGAGUCAAAUUUUUAUAAAUAGAUAGGUUUAUUUUUAUAGCAAGAAUUGUUACUUUUUCUAUGUAAUAGAAAACAAUCUAGUCUAUAGCAUCAAGUGAUAUUGCUUACAUGUUUUUAAGAGGUGAAUAUCUGCACAAUAUUUUGCUUGUGCGCUAAAUGUUGCAUUGACGUUCUUUACAUUGAAGACCAUUGUACGUGUGAUUGAUCUUAAAAAGGCCUGUUAUCAUCAAACAAUUUUUUGAAAUAAGAAUAAAUAAAAAUCUGAGUCAACACAAGAAUGGUCAAAUGUUUUGCUACUUUUUAAAUCAUGUACAAGGUUUAUCAUACACAUACACAACUUUGUUUUAUCAUAGUCUAUGGUUUAGUUUGACUAUUUGUAAACAAUUAACUAAAUGUUAGACUAAUAUGUACAUGUACUAGCUUUUGUAGUUCAAUUUUACAAAACCUUGUUUCCACCCUAGAUGUUACAAUUAUGACUCAAUCUAGAUCAUACUUGGUCAUGUUGUUAGUUUAGUGUAACCCUUUCAGUGCGGGAACCCAAUUUUGAAGGCCUUUGCAAACAGUUUGGAUCCAGAUGAGACGCCACAAAACGUGGCGUCUCAUCAGGAUCCAAACUGUUUGCUAUUCUGAUAAUAUUCUUUGAAAAAAAUCGAAGAAAAUGCUAAUUUUAGAAAUUCAGCAGACGGCAUUUUAGCAGACGACAAAUUUCCCAGCAUGCAAAGGGUUAAACCUAUUAAUUUUAGCUCAAUUGCAUCGAAAGCCUAUGUCUGAUUGAAACGCUAUCCAUUCCGUUUCCUGGGACAUAGAACCAGUACUUGGUGCCUUGGGGGAGAUUUAAAAAACUCCCACAGUGGGGAUCGAACCUGUGACCUAUUGAUUGCUAGGUUGACACCAUAUCCAGUACUCCAUGGCAACCUUGGUCAGAAUUUUCAUCUUGACACUAUCAAAUCUGAUGAUUAAUUGGGGUUACAUGUGCUGAAAACAAGGUCACCCGGUCAAAUUUAAUUAAGGUCCCCAUGGUGAAAUGGAUAUGGUGUCCACCUAGCGACAAGGAGUUCAUGGGUUUAACCCCACUAUUGGAGAGAUCUUUAGAUCUCCCCCAAAGACACUAAUUACAAAAUGUACUGGUUGCUAGGCCCAGGAAAUGGAUUUAAGAGCAUUUCAAUAAACCUAGAGUUUUCAAUGCAAGAGAGCAAAAAUAAAUGGGUUUAAACUAAAUCUAAGAAAAACCUUUUUACCAAUCUAGAAAUAAAUUAAGUUUAUGUUAAAUGUGGGAAAACUCUUGAUGAUAUGGUAUAUGAAAGUUCUGUUUACAUGUGUAUGCUUUUGUGGUAUUGUGGUUAAAGGUCCAGUAAAUUUGACAUGAUCAUAGUUUUGAGACAAGAGUGGAUUUUUUAAGCAUCCAUGCCCUAUGGACACAUGUCUCAUUCAUGUAGGUCUAUUCUAUUGUUCUCUUAUUCUUAUAAAGUCGGUACUUCUAACAGGUCAAGUCUUCAAGGCCUGGUGAUGUAAAAUAAAUUUUAGCUUAAGGAAAAUGGUAUCUUUUUGUUUUGUAUUUGCUGUUUUUGUUUUUGCUGUUAAGGGUAUCCAUCAACUAUGUGAAACAGAAAAAUAGGUGAAACAUUUUCCCUUUAAGACUAUUGAAUAUGUGGCAAAAAUCUGGGGAAAAUUAGGAAAUUUGAGGAAAAGGUUAAAAAAAUCCUUGAUAAAAAAUGAAUUAAAAAUUGAAGUGUAGAAUUUGUAAUUAAAGAAACAUAAUUAUAUGUGUUUUGCAACUAAAAGUGAGUUAUAAUUAAACUUACUCUACGAAACCUUAUAUUACUUUUGAAAAAAACAGACAAACAUCAAGAAAUUUGAUUUGGCCAGUCUGUUGUUGUUUUUCUUGUUGUUGUUUGUAAUUACCGGUAUGUAAGAUAUAGCAGUGUAUAUUUUGUGCUUAAAGGGUAAUGUUUCUUUAAAUGCAAAUUUAUUUAAGAUGAUGAUGAGGUUUUAAGGUGAUUUGACUGAAAGUGGUGACAGUUUUUGCUAUAAGCAUCUUGUAUGAAUUAAUUUUGGUGUUGUUAAUAUUAUAAACAGUGUUUACUUUUGUUCAGGUUGUAUGAUGAUGAUGCAAAGUUGCUUGUUGGAAAUUGAUCACAACUUCUUAUUGCUUCUUUAUAAAGUACCAAUAAAAGGUACUCUCCCAAUUGAGAAAAAACUACUAAAUUUCCGAUUUUCUUUUAAAAAAUUCCCAAAAGGAAAGAAAAAUUUCGUCAAUUUUCUUCCAAACUUGCAUUAUCUUCAAAUGAAGAAAUAAAAUGAGUACUCAAACUUAACAUUUCAAGCCAAAAUGCAUGUAAAUGAAUGUUUGAAUUUUUUGUGCAAUUUAUACCAAGCAAUUUAAAAGACCCAAAGUUCCCAAACAGAAGAUUACACGGUGCAAAUUUUCUUAAUUUUAGGGUUUUUCGAUAUAUUUUUUCACAAAUUUGUAUGGUACAGGUACUUUUCCCAAUUGGGCAAACAAAUCACUGGAUCACAACUGAGGUGUACAUGAAAAGAGCCGUUAAUCAUGUGAAAUACAUACAUCAAAUAAUGUUAACUUUUGUGUGUCAAAUAAUUAUUUCUUUCCAUCUUUACUUGAACUAAAAUUGCAUGAGAAAUUGAACGUUCAUUGAAUGGUGGGCAGAUCUUUACAUUCAUACUCUUUUAACAAGUCACAAAGGAAGCUAUGUGUCUUGAUUUUUUCUGAAAAAAUGUGAUAAUAAAUGCUUCAUUUUCUGAUCAAACUCAAAACACAUUUCUUUAAUGAAUCUUUAAGCAAAUGUUGGGACAAUUUAUUCGUAUGUUUUCUAAUAGGAUAUGAAUGAAAAAUAUUUUGUCUUUCCCAUUUCAUAAUGUGACUUAUUUGUUUGGUGUUAUGGUAAAGCUACAGAUGUUUGCUAUUUUGUUGCAAUUUAUUUAUUUAUUGUUGAUACAGUUUUAAAGAUGUUUUAAAUUUUUCUUGGUAAAUCAUCUAUUUUGGAAAAAACAGGGUUGAGUUAAAACCAGAUUAUCCCCUGGCCAAGAUUUCUUGGUCCCAUUAUCAAUACAAUCGUCACAUUUGUGAACUAUUUACUUCUGUUGCUACAGUGUAUUCUACAGUAAUUUCUACUUGUCUAUAUUAUUUCCAUCUUUAAUUUAAAUACAAAUAAAGUACGAAAUAUUUAAAACAUUCAACCCAAACAACAUACACAAGCCAUGUAUUUUAUAACAAUAGGUUGUUCCUAUUGAAGAAAUGACAUAACGUUAAAUUGAUAUCACAUGAAUUUACGAUAGUUUUUAACCUUUUCUGUGCACUGACAUGUCCAAGUCUAAAUAUAUUCGAUUGGUAAUCUUCACUGUAGAUCAGUACUCGACAUCAAUGAGUUUACUUUGCUGUUAAACCGAUAUUGUCAUCGUUAAAUGUUUGUACCAUUAUCGUAACUAUUAAACCCAAUAAAACAAUAAAAUAUA
Messenger RNA from Dreissena polymorpha, 4847 nucleotides. RefSeq names its product secernin-3-like. The coding region runs from base 121 to 1398 and encodes 425 amino acids. Gene Ontology annotation, biological process: proteolysis. The transcript is spliced from 6 exons. Gene Ontology annotation, molecular function: dipeptidase activity; cysteine-type exopeptidase activity. The record is from RefSeq and is a predicted model, not a curated record. Lineage: Eukaryota; Metazoa; Mollusca; Bivalvia; Myida; Dreissenidae.